Molecule: messenger RNA, 892 nt
Organism: Lingula anatina
Lineage: Eukaryota; Metazoa; Brachiopoda; Lingulata; Lingulida; Lingulidae
Source: RefSeq, a predicted model, not a curated record
UUUAGAGGUGUUUUAAACAGCGAAUUUCGCAUAGGGCUGUAUCGUCAAUGAAAUUUUUACAACCAAAGGGUUGGUGAAGAGUCCCUUUACUUCGAAGCCAGUCUUAGGAUUGUUGGUUAAACCUAGCUCGUCAUCUAUCAGCAUGUCUACAGAAAAAGUCGCCACCGUCGAUUCUUUCCAAGUCGGACUUCCGCCGGCUUACAGACCAACUGAGGUCAAAGGUCAAUCCAAGACGGGCUGGAAGGUGUCCGAUGCUGUCUUAGCUGGUGUCCGUUGCUGUCUUAGCUUAGCCGUUGUUGUCUUUGUGUUCACUGGGGGAUUCUACAUAGGAUAUCUGCAAAACGAACUGGCGCAACGAACCAAGCUAGAGCAAGCAAAAACCUUUGCCGUUCGUUUCCACGAGAAAGGCAAUAUCGUUCAAGAGAAGAUUGCGGUGAACCUGCAGACACAAACUGAGACUUUCUUCGGCGUGAAACACAAUGAUGUUCCAAAAUUUACUGCAGUCAACGAUUUCAAGCAGGGCAUCACCGUUGUUCACGUACCUUCUGCCGGGGCCUGCUACGUCCGGGUGCUAGAUACAACCUUCCCAAAACCCCAGGAUCUCAAGAACGAACUGGAUGCCCACGCGAACGAAACUUGGGAUGAGGUGCCACGCGAAUACCACUAUUUCAAGACAGUCAAGCCCGCCAUUGGGGACGCUUCUUUCUUACCUGCUGAAAUCAAGAGCCACUGCCAAGGUUUACCUGUAUAUUGGACUGUACCUGUCAGUUCUCCAGGUGUCAACUCCAGGCAGAGACGCAGAGCAGCACGUAGACGAAGAAGUGUAUCUCUAAGCUUGCGUUUAUUUGGGAGAAAUAUCAUCACAGUUACAAUUAGUGUCGAAACAUCGUGA